UUCCUUUCAUGCUACCGCCUUCUGCACCCAUUCAUAAAUUAAAGAAAAAAAAAGAAAAAGGAGAGAAAGACGCAAUCUUUUCUGUCACAAAUCUUACAGGUUUCCUUCUCCCCACUUUGUAAUUAAUUUGUAUCAUUCAUUCGCAAAGAUUCGAUCUUUCAAUGAAAUUAAACAAAGAUUCUUUCUGGUCAUAAAAACCGAACCUUUAAUUCAUCUCUCGUUAUCUCUUCUUCUUCUUCUUUUAUGGUUUUGAUUCCUUCGAUAAUCUCAUACUUUCUAUUCCUGAGUUUGAUUCAUCCGCUUCUUUCCGAGAAACCCGACCCGGAGGAAGCCAUGAGAGUCCAUCCAAUCCACAACAACAACAACACCUUGAUCCACCACCAUCGCCAUAACCCGACCCGAGAACCCGGAAAGAAUCUCCGUCGUCUACCGCACAUCUUCAACCGCGUUCUCGAGCUUCCGUUGAGGUCCGAAGCGGAUGUCACCGUGGAAGAGAGACCCGAUUGUUUCAGAUUCGUGGCGGAGACGGAGGGCGUCUGCGGCGGAGAGAUGAGGGCGUACGUGGUGGAUAUCCAUCCGGGUAUAACCAAGAUCGUUGUGAGGACGAAUGGGUUGUCUUUGGGUUUGUCGUUGGACGAGUUGGAGCUUGAUGUCUGGCGUUUUAGGCUUCCGGAGACGACGAGGGCUGAGCUUGUUACGGUCGUUUGUGUUGAUGGGGUUUUGAUUGUUACCGUUCCGAAGAUGGACAAUGAUGGUGGUUUUGGACAAGGUAUUGGAAGUGGGAGGCUUGUUCUUGUUCAGUAAUACAGUUUGGUUUAUGUAAUGAUGUCUUAAAACCAUUUGCUUUUUUUGAAUGUUUGAUUUCAAGAAACAAAACCUCGUUUCUUUCAUAUAUUGUUGUUAGCCUUCUUUUUUUUUUGUUGGCAAUGUAGUGAAAUAAGAAGAAAGGUUGAGAGACUUUUGAUUGA
Raphanus sativus (radish) is the source of this 968-nucleotide messenger RNA. Its product is annotated as 17.6 kDa class II heat shock protein. The transcript has a single exon. Lineage: Eukaryota; Viridiplantae; Streptophyta; Magnoliopsida; Brassicales; Brassicaceae. Bases 244 to 804 code for a protein of 186 amino acids. The record is from RefSeq and is a predicted model, not a curated record.